Mandrillus leucophaeus (drill) is the source of this 2118-nucleotide messenger RNA. Its product is annotated as POTE ankyrin domain family member A-like. The record is from RefSeq and is a predicted model, not a curated record. NCBI's taxonomy places the organism in Eukaryota, Metazoa, Chordata, Mammalia, Primates, Cercopithecidae. Gene Ontology annotation, molecular function: protein binding.
AUGGGGGCUGAGGUUUCUUCAAAGCCGGCUGCAUCCACUAUGAAGAAGCCUUUUGGCCUCAGCGGCAAGAUGGGCAAGUGGUGCUGCCACUGCUUCCCCUCCUGCAGGGGGAGUGGCAAGAACCACGUAGACUCUAGGGGAGACCACGACGACAUCGCCUGUUUGGAGCCAAGGUAACACGUCCGUCGAGAAGAUCUGGGCAAGCUCCACAGAGCUGCCUGGUGGGGUAAAGUCCCCAGAGCGGAUCAGAGGCGGAAUCAUAUUCAUAUCCAGCAAGGACAAAAGAGGACUGCUCUACAUUUGGCCUGUGGGAAUUCAGAAGUAGGAAAACUCCUGCUGGAUAGAAAAUGUCAACUUCGUGUCUUUGACAGCAAAAAGAGGACAGCUCUAACACAGGCUGUACGAUGUGCGAUACUUUUGCUACAACAUGAUAUUGAUCCAAAUCUUCCGGAUCUGUAUGGCAAUACUGCCCUACACUAUGCUGUCUACAGUGAAGAUAGAUUAAUGGCCAAAACACUGCUUUUAUACAAUGCUGAUAUCGAAUCAAAAAACAAGGGUGGCCUCACACCACUUUUACUCGGUGUACAUGGACAGAAACAGCAAAUGGUGGAAUUUUUAAUCAAGAAAAAAGCUAAUUUAAAUGCACUUGAUAGGUUUGGAAGAACUGCUCUUAUACUUGCUGUACGUUGUGGAUCAGCAAGUAUGGUUAGCCUUCUGCUUCAGCAAAAUAUUGAUGUAUUUUCUCAAGAUGUAUCUCGGUGGACUGCUGAAGAUUACGCUAUUUCUAGUCAUCAUAAUAUAAUUUGCCAAUUACUUUCUGACUAUAAAGAAAAACAGAUGCCAAAAAAAUGUUCUGAAAACAGCAAUCCAGAACAAGACUUAAAGCUGACAUCAGAGGAAGAGCCACAAAGGCUUAAAGGAGGUGAAAAUAGACAGCAUGAGAAAAUGUCUCAAGAACCAGACGUAAAUAAGGAUUGCGAUAGAGAGGCUGAAGAAGAAAUGCAGAGGCAUGGAAGUAAUAACGUGGGAAUAUCAGUAAACCUGACUGAUGGUGCUGCUGCUGGCAAUGGUGAUGAUGGAUUAAUUCCACAAAGAAAGAGCAGAAAACCUGAAAAUCAGCAAUUUCCUAGCACAGAGAAUGAAGAAUAUCAUAGGCCUGAAAAGAAAUUUAAUGAAAAGAACAAGGUCAAAAGCGAAAUACAGUCAGUGGAUGACCUGGAUGACAUAACGUGGCCAUCUGAAAUAGCCUCAGAGGAUUAUGAUUUGCUUUACCCUAAUUAUGAGACUUUUAUGUCGCUUGCUGAACAACUCAAAAUGGAUUUUAACGGUUCUACUAGCCUAUCAAAAAUCCAGGAUGCAGUUCUUUCAGAUGAAUAUUUAUUAGAACUUAAAAAUAAUCACCGUGAACAACUUACAGUAGAAAUUGAAAAAAUGGAAAAUAUGAUUCAUGUACUACAAAAGAAGCUGUCUGAAGCAAAAGAAACACAAUUACAGUUAGAGCAUGAAAAAGAUGAAUGGGAGCAAGAACUCUCUGCUUUGAGAUUGACCUUAAAACGAGAAGAAGAAAAGAGAAAGGAUGCUGAGAUGUUGUAUAAAAAAGGUAGUGAAGAGUUAGAAAGAAAAGAAGAGGAAUAUAGGAAAGAUGUUGAAAUGAACCAACAACUGAAACGGACUCUGAAAAUACGAGCCAUGGAAUUGGGGACACUAAGAAAGAAUUUGGAUCAGAAUGAUACUCAGAAGCAACUUUCCGAAGAACAGAAUGCUACAAUAUUACUAAAUAAGAUUCUGUUUAACAAACCAAAGCAGAUAGAAGUAGCUGAAAAAAAAAAUGAUUAGAUUUCUCUUAGCCAUAAGAAAGAAGAUCUUUUGCAUGAAAAUAGCAUGCUGCAGGAAGAAAUUGCCAUGCUAAGACUGGAACUGGAUACAGUAAAACAUCAGAAUCGACAUUUUGAGGACAUUGAAAGUGUGAAAGAAGAGCAUGAUAAUCUUCUAAAGGCUAUAAAAUUGAAUGAGGAAGCAAGAACAGUAUUUCAGUACAAUGGACAGCUUAGCAUCUUCACAACUGAGAAUAAAAUGCUCAGUUCUGAGCUGAAGAAUGUAAAACACAACAAGGAAUGA